CCGGUCCAGGUCUCGGGGCAUAUACGCCAGUCAAAAGAUUGUCAAGAGAUUGUCUGUCUUGAUCUGGCUUGCAUGUGGGACACUUCCUAGAGGUGAUAAAGACUACGGGCCCCAGAAUCCGAAAACAGGACAACUCUGGAGAGGCGGAUAUCGGGGAAUUAGGCCAGGAGGGACUUCCCAGCCUGAGACCACCAAGACGGGACGGAAGGGGUGCAGGCGUGAAGAAACGAGGGAAGGAACCCGGAAGGGCCUGGCCAGCUACGACACUGAGCGAUACACUGAACGACACACACACUGAACGAGACUCCGUCUGGUUGCAUCCACUCACCCAUUCACACCUACCACCUACCUUACCUUCUCAACCGUUCAAGUACCCCCCCAUCUGCACCUUCUGCAGCCCACCUGCAUACACCUGAAGCAUCCCAGCAUUCAGGUUGGCUUCACGUAUCCAGUUUCUCAAACACCGCAUCGUCGACAAUAUCAGCCACUACCAACUCUAAAAAACAACCCCCUCGUGACCACUCCCUCCACAUCACAAGCUCAAACAAUUGCGAUAGCUUGCCCUACUCCACCGAACCGUAGCGCUCCUUACACUUUUCUCGCGCACACACGGGUUGACUGUGGUUCCGUCCAAACUCAACCACCAAGUUUCGACCAGAAACAACCCAUCCUUGGGACGACGUUGUUACCACUCUCAAUUAGUUUCCCGCCCCGUCUCUGCACCGCACUGGAGCGUAGCCAGGCCGGCCACCGACAAGAUGAUGGCAGGACUCGCAGCCCAGGAUUAUCAGCUGGAAAUAAGACAACAGCCCAAGGCAGGCUGCGUGGCUCUCACGAAAGGAAAAGAUCGCCGACCACUGGAUCCUCCUCCAAUCGUCCAGCUCAAGGUCUCGCCGAGGUUGGAUCCUACCCAGAGGUUUCUCCAGAAUCCUUACCUUAUCCUCAUCGCUAAACUGGUUCCCAAGGAUGGCGAAAAUGAUGAGCACCAACGGCGAACCGAAACCAAAGGGGGCGACUUGGCCGGGACAGUCGUCUCCUCUCUCUACAACCUCAAGGAUACCGAUAAUACCCAGGGUGGAUUUUUUGUGUUUGGGGAUUUGUCAGUGAAAAGAGAGGGCUCUUUUCGACUCGAGUUCACGCUCUUCGAGCUCAGAUCACAGACCAAAGACUGCUGGCAGCUCUCCAGCUGCAUUUCGGACACUUUCCAGGUUUAUGCCAACAAGGCCUUCCCUGGAUUGCAGGAAUCGACAUUUCUGACCAGGACCUUCAGCGACCAGGGUGUCCGGCUACGGUUACGAAAGGACUCGAGGACGGUUGUUCAGAGCAGAAAGCGCGGUGCCAGCGGUGCGCCCCAGGUUGACAUGAAGCCGCAGUCGAUUGGUUACAUGCAUGGCGGAAACCACGACUUGAGUCCCAAUGGCCAGCAGCACCACGGCAGAAGGACUAGCGCUCUGGAGUUCGACAAUGGAAGCUACGACUUUGGAUAUGACCCCCGAGGCGGCAAGCGCAUACGACACAACAGCUCGGCCGGCAAUCACCCCGGCUACGACAGCGGCUAUUACACCCAUCAUAACCCAAACCCUAGGACGAUACCAGAGCCCAUGGUGUCGGCUGCCUUUUCCAACGGCAUCCCCAUGACUACCAGCUACCCAGUGCAUACACAGCCUGCCAUCUCUGGAAUCUCUAUGCGCCCUAGUAUGGCAGCUUUCCCGCCUCUGCAUCCGCUUGACACGCAGAUCUCGCCACACUCUGCCGGCCCGAAUUCAGCAUCGUCAACCUUCUCUCCAGGCACGAGCUUCUCUCCAGGCACGAGAAGGUCUCCCCUCUCAGCAUACCAAUACCCGAACACACAUCACAACAUCUAUGGCUCGCCCACUCAUAUGAAUUACCAGACGACUUCAGCACAGCAGCCAAUGGCUCAGCAUGGUGACAUGGGGUUGUCACUUCCACUCCCAGGUAUUGACCUUGGCGACAUUGAGAAAUAAGGGCUCACCCGCCUGGUUUUUCCUUUUGCUCCUGCGGAGCUGAGCAGCGAGCAUAUCGCCCACUAAUCCCCCUUUCGCUGCGUCCGUAUUCCCUGACUCUUUGCAUUGGAUGGAAAAGAAAAUUGAGUGCACGGUUCUACCACAUAUGAGAUUGGAAGUGGGAAAAGUGCAAGGGUAGCUUUUGAGCUGGGACUUUCCCUUUCUUUUUUAUUCUUUUAUUUUAUUUUACUGAAUGGCUGUCUGGAAUUCUCGGUGUUAUAAAGGCAAACGAUAUCCUCUCUAUCGGUUUCUUUUGUCGGUUGUUGGGUCUUGGGUUCGGUCAAGCAAAUGGGCAUUGGAGAGAGCAAAGGAAAGAAAGCACGAUUCCCCGGGGUACGGUGUAAUUUUCUUGCAGGGUUCAUAUUUCAUCUUCUCUUGUUACACUUUUACUCAACACCACUGCCAACAUCGCACACCUUCACUUUGUUCAUAGCAUUCUUCGACUUCUUCCGCCAAGGAACCAUCGCUUCUGCCUCUUUCUCCCACUCUUUCUCCGCCCACCGCUUUUACGAAGUCAUGAGAGAUCACUGUUUCCCGAGAACGGAGGGAGCAUGGUCAUGUUAGCGAAGCAAACGAGUAAGCUGCGAGUUUGGGUUGGUCGUUGGCUUUUGAGUGAUACCCCUCCGCGAAUUUGGUUAUGGUUAUUUCUGGUGGCAAGGGAAAGCGAAAAGGGAAAGGGAAAAAGGAUUAUGCUUACCAGAGAGGGAGAGCUAUCAGGGGGAGGUAAUUAGUGGGUAGGGGGAAGGAAGAUGGUGAUGCUUCCGAGGCUGAGGUUUCUUGUUUUGAGGAAGUUGUCCUGUGCAUGUUGGGUUAUACCUAGUCAGCGUUGGUAGGUAUUAGAGAAUAGUACCUGGUGGAAUCACCGUAAGAAAUAUGGUACCGCAUGCAUGGGGCUUAUAUAUGAUAAAAUCGCAGCUUGGUGCCCUGGUGAUGUGACGUUUUUAAAGGCGGAAUAUGUGCUUAAUGCAGAUGUGUUUGGCACAGGAUGACCCCCACCCCAAAAAAGAAAACCGUGUUAUGUGAUUGGCUGGAUGUAAUUUAGCUAGCUCUGAUUGGACGGCUAGGAUGGGGCUUUUCUCUUCUAUCAACGGCGAUAGAUAGAUAUGUAGAUGGGGAUCCAACUCAUCGACCGAGACCGAU
Podospora pseudopauciseta is the source of this 3164-nucleotide messenger RNA. RefSeq lists its product as uncharacterized. The record is from RefSeq and is a predicted model, not a curated record. The transcript is spliced from 3 exons. Lineage: Eukaryota; Fungi; Ascomycota; Sordariomycetes; Sordariales; Podosporaceae. Bases 759 to 1985 code for a protein of 408 amino acids.